AUGAACCAAGGUGUUGAUUCCGCGAUAGGCUUAAUAGGUGGAAUGAAUGGCGGCAUCGCCGCUGUUCUGGUUUCACAGCCUUUAGAUACGGUGAAGGUUAAACUCCAGACCUUUCCGGAAUUAUACCGUUCUGCAACAAGAUGCUUUAUUGAUACACUUUUUAAAGAGGGCCUUUUUCGUGGACUUUAUGCUGGAACGCUACCUUCUUUAAUAGCUAGUGCUUCCGAAAACGCAAUUACUUUUGCCAUCCUUCCACAAUGCCAAAAUGCUGUGGCUUCUAUGUCUGGAAAUAGAGAUGCUAAAACGCUCAGUCUCUACCAACAUGGUCUUGCUGGUUUUUUUGCCGGCAUAGGCUCCGCUUUAGUUCUUUGUCCAACUGAACUUGUAAAAUGCAAAUCUCAAGCGUUUAAUGAAAUGGCCCUUUUAGAUCCUAAGAAGGCAUUUCCUAUUGGACCCAAAAAUAUCACUAUGCAUGUUCUCAAAACUGAAGGCUUUCGUGGUCUUUACCGAGGCUUUCUCCCUACAUUGGCUCGUGAAACUUUUGGACUGGGUGUUUUCUUUGGAUCUUAUGAACUCUUUCGCGAUCUCAUGACCCCUUACGGUUCUGAUAAAGAGGAUCUCGGUCACCUAGCUACUGCCGUAGCCGGCGGUUUGAGUGGCAUGGCAAUUUGGACCUUUAUCUUUCCUUUCGACGUGGUCAAAUCUCGGAUGCAAAUUGGUCACCUAUCCCCUAAUUCUCCUAGCUACCAUUCCACCAACUUUCUUAAAGUCUUGAGGCUAAUUUAUAAUACAGAAGGUUUUCGAGCUCUCUAUACUGGUUUGGCACCUACCCUCUUACGAACAGUCCCUUCUUGUGCGGCUCUCUUUGUUGCUGUGGAGUGGACGCGAAAAAUUGGAUAUAGGUUAAUCGAUCAGAAGAACUAG
Molecule: messenger RNA, 924 nt
Organism: Rodentolepis nana
Lineage: Eukaryota; Metazoa; Platyhelminthes; Cestoda; Cyclophyllidea; Hymenolepididae
Source: the annotation of a GenBank genome assembly